Molecule: messenger RNA, 798 nt
Organism: Laccaria bicolor S238N-H82
Lineage: Eukaryota; Fungi; Basidiomycota; Agaricomycetes; Agaricales; Hydnangiaceae
Exons: 1
Coding region: 1-798 (265 amino acids)
Source: RefSeq, a predicted model, not a curated record
AUGGAUCAAUCCCUCAACCCCAGCAUCCUUCGAAAUUUUGAGCUCCCGGCACUAAUGACUCUUCGACUGGGGCCCCUGAUUGUCGCCGAGGAGCAUUGGGAGGAGCGUGUGCACUUGUUUCCCCUUUUCUCAACCAUCCAAAAGCUUUCCUUCCUGGCUAGCUGGGAAAGGAAGAAAACCCUCAAGUGUGCGCGCAUCGUUGAGCUUUUGCGGUAUGCGGAGAACUUGGAAGGGUUGGAAUUGUGUCCAGGGAUAUGGUACCCUGAUAUUUUGGAGGCGCUAACACUUACUACACCGGAACCGACACCAACCACCAGUCUACCGUCGGAAUCAGCGCCAAUACCAGCGCCAACCCCAACCACACCAGCAACACUACCACCCCUCCUCCCGAAACUCCGCUUCUUCUCCGUAGACCUAGGUUUGAAGCCCCAAGGCGUCGAGGCAUUCUGGGAGUCGAUAGAAAAAAACAGUGAUCGUUACCCAAGGCGGUUUUCGCCUCAGGCCUUGGGGAAGAUGGUUCAGUCACGGUGGGCGCCUUUUGGAGGAGGGAGCCGCGCUGAGAAGGACGGUGCGAGCGUUCGCCUCGAGAAAUUGCUCGUAUACCUCACGAAAGAGGAUAAACAUAUCAACAAUAUUAUUCAGGAACUCCUCGCAGAGUGCGUGGAUGAUGGAUUGAUCUUCGAGGAGCGCCGCGUUGAAAACUGGAAGCAUUGGAGUACUCGAUUGAACUCGGAUGACUCGGUGGUUCAUUGGACAGGGGGUUUAUCGAUGUUGGUUCGUAAGAAUGGAUACCCCUAG